Drosophila busckii is the source of this 363-nucleotide messenger RNA. RefSeq lists its product as uncharacterized. The coding region runs from base 32 to 349 and encodes 105 amino acids. The record is from RefSeq and is a predicted model, not a curated record. Lineage: Eukaryota; Metazoa; Arthropoda; Insecta; Diptera; Drosophilidae. Gene Ontology annotation, cellular component: BORC complex. The transcript is spliced from 2 exons.
AAUAGUAUUACAAUUAAUAAAAUAAAAUAAUAUGGCAUCGGCUUCUAGUUCAAGUGCAAGACAUUUAUUUGAUGAAUCCAAGACACGCCUUUGUGCCCGUGUGGGCGUCAAUGUUAACAAUUUGGGCAGCGUUACACGGCAAAUAGUCAAGUACAGCGAAACAAAUGAAAUUAUGCACCAGACACUCAAGAACUUUACACAAGUCGAUGUGGUGUCGGACUAUAGUAAACAGAAUCUACAGAAAAUGUCGUUAAUACUACAGCAUGUGGGUUAUCAGUACGAUGUAAUGCAAGACAGUGUGAACCAUUUGGAUUAUCUCAAGGAACAGGUGACGGCCAUGGAAAGAUGAUUGGAAGAGCAAAA